CAUGGGCCAGGUUCCUAUUCCUCCCCAGAAAGUAAACCAAACCGAAGAAAGAAAGAAAAAGUCACAGAGCUACUAGGAAUUCAUCACCAAGAGCUAUCUAUAAAAACAACCAAAGAUUAUGAAACUAUUGUGGAAUAUCGUUUUGGUCGCACUGUGCGGAGUGAGUCUGGCAGAGGAUUUCGAACCAGAGCUGCCGCCCGUUGAGUUCAAGCCCGUCCGAGAAUUAUCCGGCGAUAUACCGACCUGUCGGGAGAGCGAUCUCAAUAUCAACGAGUGCAUCAAGCAGGGCCUCCAGCUGAUUACCCCUCGCAUGAAGUACGGCAUCAGUGAGCUGAACAUUCCGCCGCUGGAUCCUUUCGAGAUGGGCAAAAGUUCCUACAGCUACAACUCGGGUCUGCUGCAGGGACGCAUUGCCAUGAAGAACGUGGUCGUGCAUGGCCUCAGCGAGGGCAUUGUGGACAAGGUCAACUUCCGUCUGAAGAACGGACAGGUGCGGAUGGAGAUUCUCUCGCACGUCCCCCAAAUGCUGGUCGAGGGCGCCUACAAAGCAGACAUCAAGCUCAACGACCUGAAGCUCACCCCAAAGGGCACCUUUAACGUCACCCUCACCGAUGUCACCAUGAGAGCGAGGCCCACCGGGGAGCUGUACGAGCGGGACGGUCACACUUACUUGCGUUUGACCAAACUGGAGACUGAGCCCAAAGUGGGCGACCUGCGUUUCUACGCCAACGGCCUGGUGCCCGAUCCGGCUCUGAACGAUGUCAUCUUGGACUUUAUAAACCAGUACUGGCGGCAGCUCUAUCAGGCCAUGCUGCCCGAGACACUGGCCACCUGGCAGCCCCUGAUUCUGAAGUCCUCAAAUGAUUUCUUUGCUGCCCUACCAUUCGAUAUGCUGGUGACCAAGAAUUGAGAGAAUUCUUUGACUUAGCUACCCAUUGUUGUAGUAGUAUUUAAACACUUCGGUUCUAUAUGUUCAGCUCAAGGUGUUAAGAUAGUUUGUAUCGCAAUAAAGAGUAUCAAAUCCCACGAA
Messenger RNA from Drosophila persimilis, 1030 nucleotides. RefSeq lists its product as uncharacterized. The transcript is spliced from 4 exons. The record is from RefSeq and is a predicted model, not a curated record. NCBI's taxonomy places the organism in Eukaryota, Metazoa, Arthropoda, Insecta, Diptera, Drosophilidae. The coding region runs from base 119 to 910 and encodes 263 amino acids.